GGUGUGUUUGCAAAAUACUGAGUUCCCCGCCUGUCCGAUCUCCCCGGUCUGUGGCCAGUAAGCAGCAUCAGCAAACGCACAGACCGCCGGAUGAGAGCUGAGUCCUAGACUGCACAUGGCCGCAAGGCCAUUAAACCGUGUAGACACGGCACCGAGCACUGGAAACCCAGCUGUUGCUGGACGACAGCGUCUCGGCGCAGAGCUGCACUUUGGGGAAAACGACGACGGGUCACACGUGACGCUCCUCGGCCGGAAAGAACGGGGGCGCAGUGAGACUCGCCCGCGCCCGGGACAACCACGGGGGCGGGAAGCCGGCUGCUACUGAGGUGGCCUCAUCUUCCCUCCUACGAUCACCCACAGUGUUAAUCGAUUGCUUGACGAUUAUUUGACGGCUUUUGUGGCUGAAUCUGAGGAAACGUUUGUACCCUAUCUUGGAACAGCUCACAGCCCGCCAGUGGAUUCUAACGGAGGUUACCAAGAGAAGCCUUACGUCUGUGUCCCUGAUUUUGGUGCUGGCGUCGUCGAUGGCCUCAACAUAGCCGAGCCGCCUUCCGGCUACCGGUCAAGACGCAAGAAAGCCUCGCGUUCUGAGCUGGGGGACGGCGCGCUCCACGGGGAGGACUCGCGGGCCGGAGGCUCCGCCCGGUCAGCUCGGCCCCUUUGUCCCCCCUCACGCGGCCGCGUCCCGCCCGGGGCUCCCCAGAACGGCCAGGGGCUGAAGCGCCUGGGCGCCGGGCGGCCGGUCCCUUCCCAGAGCCCGCGCCGUCCCCGCCGGGCCGCACCCGGGCCAGGCGGGGCCUCCAGGCCACCGCCCACCGCGGGACACCGGCCAGGCCACUUCUCUCCGGAACCGCCAGGGCGUCUCCCCCGGAAGCGAUCUCACGACCUCCAAGGGCGGCUUCCGAUCUUGCCGGAAGUGACGGACGGAGGCCGGUGCUCGCGCGACUGCGGAGGGCGAGGUGACCCCGGGCCGCCGCCGCGAUGGGCCGCGAGUUUGGGAACCUGACGCGGAUGCGCCAUGUGAUCUCCUACAGCUUGUCCCCCUUCGAGCAGCGCGCCUUCCCGCACUACUUCUCCAGCGGGAUCCCCAACGUGCUGCGCCGCAUUCGCGCGUCCGCCCUGCGCGUGGCGCCGCCAUUCGUGGUGUUUUAUCUUGUCUACACGUGGGGGACCGAGGAGUUCGAGAAAUCCAAGAGGAAGAAUCCAGCUGCCUACGAAAAUGACAAGUGAGCUCCUCUCUGGAUAGCGUCUCCCCGUCCCUGAAACCGGGAGGGUCCUUCUCUGGGAGAGGAGUCUGCGUCGUGGUGUCUUGAAGACGCAAUAAACUUGCAUGGGCAGCACUGCUGUGACUUUACAUUUUUGUGAGUGGAAUCCUUGGUGUGACGGCUGUGGUUUAAGUGCGUGACGCUCCCCUCCUCCGCGUGGGUCCCGAACAGUCUUCCCUAGGCUGAGGUUUCGGUGAAGGAGCAGAGCUCACCCUCGGCUCUGUAAUCCACAAAACGCAGCUGCGGCUGCUGCAGGUCACCAUCUGCGGGUGGCCCGGGCUGCGGGAGGAGUGGUUUGUGGCCCUCUGCUCCCGUAACAACAAUAAAGUCUAGUAACUACAUUGUAA
This is a messenger RNA of Propithecus coquereli (Coquerel's sifaka), 1612 nucleotides long. Its product is annotated as cytochrome b-c1 complex subunit 8. Lineage: Eukaryota; Metazoa; Chordata; Mammalia; Primates; Indriidae. Bases 982 to 1230 code for a protein of 82 amino acids. The record is from RefSeq and is a predicted model, not a curated record. The transcript has 3 exons. Gene Ontology annotation, biological process: mitochondrial electron transport, ubiquinol to cytochrome c.